AUGUCCCGCCCACUGGCCGGUCUGCAGACUCACACAAAUACAGUUGUGUGUUUCAUAAAAAUGCACUCAGAUGCGUCAAAUACAAAAGAUUCACUAUGACCUGAUAUUUACAUGCUAGAGAAAUAUGACCUCCACAGUGGCAUUUACUUUCUUGAUGAAACCAUACUUGAUAAUAUAAAGAUUAUGGAUGACAGUGUUGGCUGACUGGAGCAGAUGCUUCUUUCCCAUAUCCUCAAUAAUUUCAACAUGUAGACUGAAGACACUAUUUCCAGCUGAACUCUCAUUUGUCCACACUGGCCAGUAUCCAUAAGAUCUACCACACCCUGCACAGGCUGAACCUGACAGAAGACGUCGGCCCAGAGACUCACGGUACAGCCUGCUGCUCCAGAGCCAUGCCCCCCAGGAAAAAGAGGAGACCCACUGCUGGAGAUGACCUGUCUGCUAAGAAGAGCCGGCAGGAUAAUGUUUACAGAAAACAGGAGACAUUGCAAAUCCAGGAAGCCGAAGCUUUUUCUAGCAAAAGAUGUCUAGAAUGGUUUUAUGAAUAUGCAGGUCCUAAAAAGAGUAUAAUCACAUCAGAAUCUGGUUGUGAUGAUGUUUUUGGACCGGACGGGAUGGAGAAAUUCUGUGAAGACAUUGGCGUGGAGCCAGAGAAUGUAGUGAUGCUGGUAUUGGCCUGGAAGCUUGAUGCCCAGAGUAUGGGUUACUUCACUUUACAGGAGUGGCUCAAGGGAAUGGGCUCAUUGCAAUGUGACUCUACUGAAAAACUCAGGAACUCUCUAGACUACCUGAGGUCUGUCCUCAAUGAUGCCACCAGUUUCAAGCUCAUUUACCGAUAUGCCUUCGACUUUGCCAGGGAGAAGGAUCAGAGGAGUUUAGACUUGAAUACUGCCAAGUGCAUGCUGGGACUUCUGCUUGGGAAGACCUGGCCAUUGUUUCCAGUGUUUAACCAGUUUCUAGAACAAUCAAAGUAUAAGGUUAUAAAUAAAGAUCAAUGGUGCAAUGUUCUAGAAUUCAGUAGGACUAUCAAUCUUGAUCUCAGUAACUAUGAUGAGGACGGGGCCUGGCCAGUGCUGUUGGAUGAGUUUGUGGAGUGGUAUAAAGACAGAGAGAUGUCGUAGCGACAGCUUCCCCACACCUACCACCAUCACCAACUAGAAACUAAUCGCCAACAAUCACAAUGACAAUGACAACAGAAACGGCUUUGAAACAAACAUCUAGAUAACAAAGUACAAUUCAAAACUGAAGUGUUUGGGACAGAUGAUGGUGGCCCCUGGCGAUGAGGGCUUGAGUGUGUGAGUGUUUGCAUAGAAUGUAAUUAUUAAUGCACAUGUUUGUAUGUCGCCCUUUUAGCCGGGGCCAUAGGAGGGUCACUGGUGGUUGUGUGUUGGAGAAACAGCACCUCACCGACUCCACCUAAUGCCCCCCAUAUUCCACAAUGCAUUGUGGGUAAGCACACGGCCAGUGUUGGUGCCGCCUUCCCACCCCACUGUGAUGUUUCAUAUUGCUGUGAAUGUUUCGAUAGGCUCUUAUAAGGAGGAUGAAUUUGGAUUCUCCACAAGGCAGGGUAGGUACAAACUCACAUACUGUCUGAAGUUUCGGUAAUUAGGGCAUGGAAGGAAAGGAAAAAGGAAGAACCUGCUUGGCUUUUUACUGAAAGUCAGUGACUUAUUACUAAGACUUUAUGGGUCAAAAAUCGAAAUAGCUUACAGUGUCGCUCUGCUGAUGUGGUCCAAACACUGUUUACUAUGGUUUUUAUGUUAAAGGAUGAUGACCGUCAGAGCAUGUUACCAUAGAUGCAUAGCAACCUUUACCAUAAGUUUUAUUUUUACCAGCCUCACUGCACUUGGUUGCCAUUUAAUAAAGCGCACCACAUGCAAGAGUAGGGCUGUGCAAAUAAUCGAAUGCGAUUUUCAUGCGCAUCUCGUCAGUAAAG
Molecule: messenger RNA, 1936 nt
Organism: Sinocyclocheilus grahami
Lineage: Eukaryota; Metazoa; Chordata; Actinopteri; Cypriniformes; Cyprinidae
Product: DCN1-like protein 4
Exons: 14
Coding region: 393-1121 (242 amino acids)
Biological process (GO): protein neddylation
Cellular component (GO): ubiquitin ligase complex
Molecular function (GO): ubiquitin conjugating enzyme binding; ubiquitin-like protein binding; cullin family protein binding
Source: RefSeq, a predicted model, not a curated record